This is a messenger RNA of Podarcis raffonei (Aeolian wall lizard), 6081 nucleotides long. RefSeq names its product diphosphoinositol pentakisphosphate kinase 2 (gene PPIP5K2). NCBI's taxonomy places the organism in Eukaryota, Metazoa, Chordata, Lepidosauria, Squamata, Lacertidae. The transcript is spliced from 32 exons. Gene Ontology annotation, biological process: inositol phosphate biosynthetic process; inositol metabolic process. The record is from RefSeq and is a predicted model, not a curated record. Gene Ontology annotation, molecular function: diphosphoinositol pentakisphosphate kinase activity; 5-diphosphoinositol pentakisphosphate 1-kinase activity; inositol hexakisphosphate kinase activity. Gene Ontology annotation, cellular component: cytosol. Bases 614 to 4093 code for a protein of 1159 amino acids.
UGAUGAGAAAGAGGUGGAGAAGCAGCGCGUUGGUAUGAAAAUGUAAAAGCGAGCCGUCUGCGUCGAGCUGAGCGCUGGGCGGGUUCUGGCGGCGAUGUGGGAACUUUAACUAGAAAUAAGAUUCCUGCAACCUGAGCGCAGUGCAAAGACCUGGCUGGCGACUCUGCUGGGCUUUCGUCAGCAGCUCUCUCCCAACCGCAUCCUCUUCAGCUUGCAGCACGGGGAUAAAAAUGAGGUGAACUGAUGAUGAGCACUGUCCAGUGCUAGAACUAACCGAAGAGGGAACUCUUUAGCAAAUAUGCUGUUUUGUGGCUUUUGGUUUCUACAUAGUUCAGCUUUCCGCUUUAACUCUCGGGUAGAAAUUUGCCAAAGUAUCUCAGGGAAGCGGUAACCUGCAUGGUUCUUCUUCACGAAUGUAACAACUCAAAACAAUGGACAGAUGAUAUCAAUUAAACUGCACUUGGCAGCUGACUUUAUCAGAGUAACAAGCAACUGCGUAAGCAGUGCCAGACAGCAAGGAUUUUUAUUACCCUAGCCACUGGGAAUUAUGUACAGUGUCUCAGUUCUCCGAGUGACUGCCGUUUCUACGUAGAUCUUUUCAGGAUUUGUAAUCAUGUCUGUUACUGCAACAGAAGGCGAAAUUCCUAGAUUUUUUGUGGGUGGUGAAGAUCCAGAUGAGUUUUUGAAUCCAUCCAGGUCUGCAGAAUUUGAAGCCUUUUAUGAUCAUGAAGAUGAAGACGAUGAGUAUGAUUCUCCACCAGAAAGACAGAUCAUGGUUGGAAUAUGUUCUAUGGCAAAGAAAUCAAAAUCAAAACCAAUGAAUGAAAUCCUUGAACGCCUUUCCAUGUUUAAAUAUAUCACAGUAGUAAUAUUUGAAGAAGAUGUGAUUUUGAAUGAACCCGUGGAAAACUGGCCUUUAUGUGACUGUCUCAUUUCUUUUCAUUCUAAAGGAUUUCCAUUAGACAAAGCCGUUGCCUAUUCAAAGCUGAGGAAUCCUUUUGUUAUUAAUGACUUGAAUAUGCAAUAUCACAUACAAGACAGGAGAGAGGUUUAUGGCAUUCUCGAAGCUGAAGGUAUUUUACUUCCUCGUUACGCAGUUCUAAUCCGUGAUCCAAACAAUCCACAAGAAUGCAAUUUGAUUGAAGGCGAAGAUCAUGUGGAGGUGAACGGAGAAGUUUUCCAAAAACCAUUUGUGGAGAAGCCCGUCAGUGCUGAGGACCACAAUGUUUAUAUUUACUAUCCAACAUCUGCUGGUGGUGGAAGUCAGAGGCUCUUUCGGAAAAUCGGUAGCAGAAGCAGUGUUUAUUCCCCUGAAAGCAGUGUGCGGAAAACUGGUUCAUAUAUCUACGAGGAGUUCAUGCCUACAGAUGGCACUGAUGUAAAGGUAUACACAGUAGGACCAGAUUAUGCACAUGCAGAAGCUCGUAAAUCCCCUGCACUGGAUGGAAAAGUGGAGCGGGACAGUGAAGGGAAAGAAGUACGGUAUCCAGUCAUCCUUAAUGCAAGGGAGAAGCUUAUAGCUUGGAAAGUAUGCCUAGCUUUUAAGCAAACAGUUUGUGGCUUUGAUCUGUUGCGUGCAAAUGGACAAUCUUACGUCUGUGAUGUCAAUGGCUUUAGUUUCGUGAAGAAUUCUAUGAAAUAUUAUGAUGAUUGUGCUAAAAUCCUUGGAAAUAUCGUAAUGCGAGAACUUGCUCCACAGUUUCAAAUCCCGUGGUCGAUACCUUUAGAAGCAGAGGAUAUUCCUAUUGUGCCAACUACAUCUGGAACAAUGAUGGAACUUAGAUGUGUUAUUGCUGUUAUACGGCAUGGAGAUCGAACACCAAAACAAAAAAUGAAAAUGGAAGUUAAACAUCAAAAGUUUUUUGAUCUUUUUGAAAAAUGCAAUGGAUACAAGUCUGGGAAGCUAAAAUUAAAAAAGCCGAAGCAAUUACAGGCAAUACUUGACAUUGCAAGACACCUCUUAAUAGAGCUAGGACAAAAUAAUGACUCUGAGAUUGAAGAAAACAAAUCUAAACUUGAACAGCUGAAAACUGUGUUGGAGAUGUAUGGACAUUUUUCUGGCAUAAACCGCAAAGUUCAGCUGACGUAUCUUCCUCAUGGUUGUCCCAAAACAUCUAGUGAAGAAGAAGAUAGCCACAAACGUGAGCCAUCUCUACUCUUAGUUCUAAAAUGGGGAGGAGAAUUAACACCUGCAGGCAGAGUUCAGGCAGAGGAACUAGGAAGAGCUUUCCGAUGCAUGUACCCAGGUGGACAAGGUGACUACGCUGGAUUUCCAGGAUGUGGUUUACUUAGACUGCAUAGUACCUAUCGGCAUGAUCUCAAAAUUUAUGCUUCGGAUGAAGGCAGAGUUCAAAUGACUGCGGCAGCUUUUGCAAAGGGACUCCUGGCAUUGGAGGGAGAGCUUACUCCUAUACUUGUCCAGAUGGUCAAAAGUGCUAAUAUGAAUGGGCUACUCGACAGUGACAGUGACUCUCUUAGCAGCUGCCAACAUCGUGCAAAGGCACGCCUUAAUGAAAUACUCCAAAGAGACAGAGACUUUACUGAUGAAGACUAUGAAAAGCUCACACCAUCCGGCAGUGUUUCUCUGAUAAAAUCAAUGCAAGUCAUUAAAAACCCCGUUAAGACAUGUGAUAAGGUAUAUUCCUUGAUCCAGAGUUUGACAUCUCAGAUCAGAAGACGGAUGGAAGAUCCUAAGUCUGCAGAUAUUCAGCUUUAUCACAGUGAAACGCUGGAGCUAAUGUUGCGUAGAUGGUCCAAGCUUGAAAAGGACUUUAAAACAAAGAAUGGAAGAUAUGACAUCAGUAAAAUUCCAGAUAUCUAUGACUGUAUUAAGUAUGAUGUCCAGCAUAAUGUCUCUUUAAAACUAGAAAACACAAUGGAACUAUAUAGACUGUCAAAGGCGUUAGCUGACAUUGUUAUACCACAGGAAUAUGGUAUUACUGCAGCUGAGAAAAUAGAAAUAGCUAAAGGGUACUGCAAUCCACUACUGAGGAAAAUCCGGUCUGAUCUUCAAAGAACUCAAGAUGAUGAUACAGUUAACAAGCUCCACCCUUUGUAUUCCAGUGGGGUUAUGUCUCCUGAACGUCAUGUCCGAACUAGGCUAUACUUCACCAGUGAGAGCCAUGUCCAUUCCUUACUAUCAACUCUUCGCUUCGGUUCUUUAUGUGAUCCAUCAAAAGAUGAACAGUGGAAACGAGCUAUGGAUUAUCUGAAUGCUGUCAGUGAACUCAAUUACAUGACUCAGAUUGUGAUCAUGCUGUAUGAGGAUCCAAACAAGGAGCUUUCAUCAGAGGAGCGUUUCCAUGUGGAAUUGCACUUCAGUCCAGGAGCUAAAGGCUGUGAAGAAGAUAAAAAUUUACCGUCAGGCUUCGGAUACAGACCUGCUUCACGGGAGAAUGAUGGCUCAAGGAAAAACUCCCAGAAAAAUGAAAGUGAUGAGGAAUCACAUGCUUGUAGAAGGGAUGAAACAGAUCGAUCUGUAAUGAUCUUCAAGCCAUUGGUGUCAGAUCCAAUUCAUAUACACAGAAAGUCGCCUCUUCCAAGACCCAGGAAAAUUGGUUCAUCAGAAGAAGAGAGCCCCCUGAGUGUGUCUAGCCCAGAGUGUAUUGGUACCUGGCUGCAUUACACCAGUGGUGUGGGUACUGGGCGUCGAAGACGCAGAUCAGGGGAACAAAUCACUUCUUCCCCUGUCUCCCCUAAAUCAUUGGCUUUCACAUCCAGUAUUUUUGGCUCAUGGCAACAGGCGCAGUUUAGGAGUGUUCAUUUGGUCCCAACAGAAACCAACAGUUAUUUCCGACCACCAAGAACUAUUGUGGAGCAAAAGGCAAGCGGUAUAGGGUCUCACUGUGCGAGCCUGUUUAGCACUUCGGUGCUCGGGGGUUCUUCAAGUGCACCUAACCUACAGGAUUAUGCUCGUAUUCAUCGUAAAAAGCUGACUUCUUCUGGCUGCAUAGAUGACACCACACGUGGUUCUGCUGUUAAAAGGUUUUCUAUCUCAUUUGCUCGACACCCAACCAAUGAACAUCCAGACCUCUUUAGGUGCUGGUCGGUUUCUUCUGAGGAAUUUCUAGGCGCCAGUGGUAUGUCUUUAUAGCUUUUGAAUGUAAGACGGCAGGGUGGCUUUCUAAGUUGCUGCGCUAACCCUUUCAUUGUCUUUCAUUUUGAUGGAAACUGGUAUGUUAAGAUAGAGGUCAGCUCAUGUUAGCAGAUCAAACAUUUGAAGGGAUACUGUCCAAUACGUAGAUGUCUUUUUAAAAAUAAAAGAACACAAAUGAAUAGGUUUUUACCAUUUUCAAUUUCAAUCCAGUGGAAAUGGCCUCUCGGCACAUGUCUCAGGGUAUUUCUCCAAUGCUUGAUAAUCCAGUUAUGAAGCUGCUAAAAGAUGGGUGUGUGCACAAGUGAAUAGUUGGUUUUUAUUGCCCUAGGUAAAUAAAGCUAAAAGUAUGCAGAAAUAUAAAUGACACUAUUGAGCUUCAGAUUUAACUGUUUCAAAGGAUAUUUAUUGGACAUGAGGGAAUUAUAAGCACCAAAAUAGACACGAGCACUUAAAGAAAAUAGCCUGCCAUAGUCCCAUGAAAUUGUUCCUUACAUAGAUACUCAUACACAUUUGUGGAUUUUCUCCAGUCAGGGAAAGCUGCAGUUCUCGUGGAAUUUACUGUAAUGCAAAGAAAGGGUUCGCGCUUGCCUGCAUGCGUAGUGUUGUAUUCUUAGAAGAAUUAUUACGCAUUAAACACAAUUAACUUGAAGCACACACAGAGGCUUAACUGCUACAAUUCAAUCAGAUACCAAAAUGUUCAUUUGCAAAGUUUCCUUCUCUAGAAAUUUAAGGAGAGAAAAGUGAUUUCAGAUAACAAGAAUUUGAAUUCUUUAGUUUUGGAGUUCACUAUAGUUUACUUCAUAUUACAUUUAAAUGUACCUUGCACUAAAAACAUGAAUACUUUUUCAUUAGCAAACCUAUGUCAUUGAAAAAAAAGGUCUUGAGAGAAAUUUAGCAACUUAAGUAAAAUUACAGUUUUUGUUUUCGGAAUUAUAAUAGUGAAACUUUAUAUGGACAAUUUUUUUGUGGGGAGCUGUCUGAAUCAGUUCACAAGUGCUUUUUAAAGCUUAUGUACGCAUAUGGAGUUUUAAAUUAACAUUAGUUCAGGUAUGCAUGGUUGAUUAUGUUUUUACUUAUGAUGCCUAACCCUGGAUUUCAGAUUUAUUUGUGGCUUGACAGUAACUGUUAUAAAAGUAAUGAAGCUGGAUGUAAAUAAUAUUAAGGAAACUUGUCAUAAUCCUGGAAGAGGGUUGUCCUUGCUUUCUUCUCAGAAAACAGUACUUUCAGACUUAGAUGACCAGGAGUUUUGACUUGAAGAGCCAGCUCUGAUGCCUAUGGAAGUGACAUAGGGACAUGCUGAGCCUUUACUUCAUUGAUUUCUUAAGUCUGUUUUAUAUAGAAAUUUAUAAAUUGAAUGAAAACCUAGAUUAGAGUUAUCGGAGAGUACAAUGGAUAAGUAGGUCUACAUCUGUGUAAGUGGUGGUUAAAUUGCUGCCUUAGACUUAUUUAAAUAAAAAUGUUUUUGUAUUAUGUAUAUGCAGAACCAUGAGCUUCAUAUAUAGGAAAUUCUGACAGCCUUUAGUCCAGCUCCAUAUUGUUUCAGUAUCUGAAGUGUUUACUGUAUGGUUGCAUGUGUUUGGAUGGAGCCAGAAUCAUGUUUGAGGCUUUUUGGUUCCAUCUUUCUCACUGCAGGCCUGCAUGUACCAUGUGUCUACCUGAGAAAACUCCCUUCAGAAAGUCAAGCAAUCAUUCUGGAGCUGCUUCUGAUGCAGUGCAAAAGGAGCAGAAAUCUGGAGAGUUGCACUGGGUUCAGAAGUGCUUUGGUGCACAUGGCACGGGUCUCUUUGUAUUUUGGCCUUUUAAGCAUACUUCUGCAGCACAUGUCUUUGCCAUUAUAAUUGCUCAGUUGCUUCCUUUUAUGUUGGAAAUAUGUGGUGUGUGUGUCUGUGUUUUCUUUUUCAGGCUUUGAAUUGUAUUCCAUGGUGCCUUCAAUCUGCCCUCUAGAAACCCUCCAUAACUCCUUGUCAUUAAAGCAGGUGGAUGAA